GGUAUCGUUUCUUUAGCGAACUAUACGUUUUUUAUAGCAUUCAUUCAACACACAUGUGCGAUAUUUCGUGUCGUCGGGUAUAUAUUAGAACACGUGAUUAACGAAAAUGAAGAAAAUCUUUCUCAAUUAAUCGACAACAAAGAAAUUUAUUAUAAAUUAAUCCGUGGUAUUAAUUAUCACAAAAUGGCGAUUGAAUAUACCGGAAUAAUAAAUUCAUUUGCCGAGAUCUGUUAUCUGGUUCAAAUUAUAAUGACUCUUCUCAUCCUUGCUGCCGACAUAAUGGGACUUAUGCAAGCUACUAGCACCAUGAAAUCUUUUACCAUGACGAUCAUGUGUACCUUACACAUAUCAGGUAUGAUCAUUUGGACAUUAUUUAAUUGCAUUAUUGGACAAAGGGUUUUGGAUCAUAGUCACAUCGUUUUUGACAAAACGUGCACGGUACCUUGGUAUUUAUUUACACCAAAAGUGCAAAAAUUAUCAACCUUAAUAUUAAUGAGAAGCAUGAGACCAUCUUAUUUAUCAAUUGGAAAAAUGUUUAUUUCAUCGCACACGUUUUUUUCUUCGUUGUUACAGUCAUCUAUAUCUUACGGCAUGUUAUUACGAUCAUUUUCAUAAGAAAUAUCACUGAACGAAUC
Molecule: messenger RNA, 635 nt
Organism: Polistes dominula (European paper wasp)
Lineage: Eukaryota; Metazoa; Arthropoda; Insecta; Hymenoptera; Vespidae
Source: RefSeq, a predicted model, not a curated record